CGAGAACUGGUUGAUCCAUAUUUAUCUCUCCCUGGGAGCGCGUGAAUCCGAGUUUCCACAAUUGGAGGCCGGAGUCACUAACUUUCACAAUUUACGAGGUCAAACAAACAGGAAGCCAAAAUGUACACCAGGCCAUAUCCACCAACUUGUAGGCACCUGGGACCUGCACUCCUACGGGCACCAAUUGCUUCUGCAAUGCCAUAACUCUGAAAGACAAAACUGAAAGGGAGCAGGAGAAGACUCUCUCUCUUUCUCUCUCGUGUCCUGUAGUGAGCGCGAGCAAUCGGCCAUCACUCGCUCUGGGGACCGUGUGGUCACUCAUACGGCAGCGAUGAAAUGGAGGUCAACCGCAGCCAGGAGCGGGAGCUUUUUGCAUAGUCCAAGUGUUGGAUCGUGACAGGGUCGCCGGUCGCAAGGGCAAGAGCAAGAGGAUAGUCGGUGGGGUGGGCCUACAGAGUUCACUAGUUCACAAGUGAGGUGACAAGAAGUGAGAAAUUCGAGGGCAGAGAUUGAGAGAGAUUGAGGGAGCCAGAGUGCAAGAGUGCAAGAGUGCAAGAGUGAGCCUAUGGGUCACUUGUACGCCUUGGACUUCGAUGGUGUCCUCUGCGACAGUUGUGGUGAAAGCUCCGAGUCGGCCGUCAAGGCGGCGAAAUUGCGAUGGCCCGAGAUCUUCGUCGGCGUGGACGCCGACACGGAGGCAUGGGUUCUCGACAGCAUGCGGACGGUGCGGCCAGUCGUGGAGACCGGCUAUGAAAACCUGCUGCUCGUGCGCUUGCUCUUGGAAAUCAGGCGACCUCAGGAUCAAAAUUCAGCCGUGAGCAAGGGUCUGACUGUUGAGGGAAUUUUGGAAUCCUGGCCCACAAUCAAGCCUGUGAUUCAAAAGCAUUGGAACGAGACCGACAGAGAGGCUCUCGUGGAGCUCUUUGGACGAGUGAGGGACGACUGGAUCGCUCAGAGCCCUAUCGAAUGGAUCAAAGCUAACAGGUUUUACCCAGGAACGGCAGACUGCCUCAGGUUCGCCACCUCCAACUUGUACAUCGUCACGACCAAGCAGGCCAGAUUCGCUGCGUUGCUGCUCAAAGAGAUCGCCGGAAUCGAAAUCCCUGCCGAUCACAUCUACGGACUCGGCUCUGGACCCAAAGUGGAGGUACUGAAGAAAUUGCAAGGCCUCGCUGAGCAUCAGGGCCUGACGUUACACUUUGUCGAGGACCGUCUGGCCACUCUUCGGAAUGUCAUCAACGACUCGGAGCUUGACAAGUGGAAUUUAUACCUCGCGUCGUGGGGCUACAAUACCGAGAGCGAGAGAUCGAGCGCGGCGGGAAUCCCCCGCGUGCAAGUGCUGGACCUGGUGGAUUUCUGUGCCAAGCUCAAGUGACCGGUGGACCGGGCUCCGCUCGAGCAUGGAUCAACGCGCCGAAGCCGUCUGACUCAGCAAUCUGACUUGCCGCCUGGGCUUCCAUUGCCAACAAAGCUUGACGAAUGUGACUUUUUGUUCGGGCCGAGUUGGAAUUGCAUUUCUCUCAAGUAGCGCCUUCAUGAUCCCCUUGAUGUGGAGUUGUUUUCCAGAGAAAUUUUAUGUUUGGGGACGUGAAAAACGGAAAUUCCAUUGCGUUUAAUCGAGUG
This is a messenger RNA of Marchantia polymorpha subsp. ruderalis, 1623 nucleotides long. The record is from the annotation of a GenBank genome assembly. Lineage: Eukaryota; Viridiplantae; Streptophyta; Marchantiopsida; Marchantiales; Marchantiaceae.